CCUAUCUCUAGAUUCUAGAAAACCACAACAAAAGAAAACACAAGCAGCUCCUCCUCACCGCCCCUCAUUUCUCCUCGCAGCAAACUUGGAUCUCAGCUGUUGGGUUCUCGCGUCCAGUAAAAGCGCUUUCUAUUGGAUUCUCCAGCUCCUGAAUGGUGGUACUUCAUCUUCAUCUCUGCCCCAAAUUACAAUCUUUAGACACUUCCUACUCGAAAGGAUCCUUUUUGGGGACAACCUCUACCUUCAGAUUCUGAUAAGUUUUGUAGUUUCUGAAUCGCACUAUUUACCUCCAUAUGAUGAGUUCUGUAGUUUACUUUAUCUUCUUCUCUGUCAAUCUUCACUUGUGUGCAUAAACCCGGUUCCAAAAUGCAAUCUUUGAACGCUUUCUAUCUGAAAGGAGCUACCUUGGGUGCAACUGCAACCCAUUUGGAUUCUGAUGAGUUCUAUUCACAUGCUCUGAGGAAGAGGAGGAAAAGGAGAUGGUUUUGUGGCCGCGGCGGCUGUGCCCAAACAGUGUCUGUUUCAUGCAAUUUUGGUGGAUUUAGGGGAUCAAGCAGAAAUUGCGGUACUCAAUUUAUCACUACUUGUCCUAAAUUUAGCUUGUUGGAUAGAAAAAAAAGUCCUUUGAGUAGGUACUCUGCUACGGUUUCGGCACUCGAGCAAGAAACUGUAGGAAAUGAACAUCGCAGAGGGGGCCCAGAAUCCAAGGGUUCCACGAACAAGGAGGUUAGCUUGGAUAUAUUGAAUGAUGUUGGAAAUUGUAAUAUUUUUUAUCAAAAAGAAGAGGAAGGAGAAAAGGUAAUGGGCCGUGGAAGGAAUGAUCGUAGUCGUGCGGCUGAAUCGAUUGAGAAAGAAAAGGUCGAUGUUCGGGCACUUGCGUUUACUUUACGGGAUGCUAAAACAGCAGAUGACGUGGAGAAAUUGUCGAGGAGUUUGGAGAAUUUGCCUCUCCCUGUUUAUUCCUCCAUGAUUAGGGGCUUAGGGUCGGAUAAGAGAUUGGAUGCUGCAUUUGCUAUUGUUGAAUGGUUGAAGAGGAAGAAAGCUGCAGGCGGUGCUUCCGUUGCUCCGAAUCUGUUCAUUUACAAUAGCCUUUUGAGUGCAGUAAAGCAGACCGAGCGGUUCGAGAAAGUGAACGAAGUCAUCGAAGAUAUGAAAUCGCAAGGAAUUGUUCCAAAUAUUGUGACUUACAACACUUUGAUGUCCAUUCACUUAGAGCAAGGGAAGCCCCGUGAGGCCCUCGAUAUUCUUGCCCACAUUGAAAAUUACGGGUUAUCUCCCUCUCCUGUCACCUACUCUACUGUCUUGCUAGCUUAUAAGAAGAUGGAUGAUGCGAGAGGCGCGAUUGGGUUCUUUGUCAAGUUGAGAGAGAAGUAUGAGAAGGGAGAGAUUGGGAGAGAUGCGGGGGAUGAUUGGGAGAAUGAGUUCUUUAAGCUCGAAAAAUUCUUGAUUCGUGUGUGUUACGUCACGAUGCGCCGGUUGCUUGUAAAUGCAGAAAAUCCGACUGCCGACGUGUUAAAUCUUCUUAGUUGUAUGGAUAAUGCUGGAAUAAAACCUGAUAGAGCGGACUAUGAGCGGCCAGUGUGGGCGUGUACUCGUGAAGACCACUAUACCGUGGCUAAGGAGUUGUACAGAAGAGUAAGGGAGAUGGACGGCGAAAUCAGCUUAUCAGUAUGCAACCACGUGAUAUGGCUCAUGGGUAAGGCGAAAAAAUGGUGGGCGGCUCUCGAGAUCUACGAGGACUUGUUGGAUAAAGGCCCAAAGCCGAAUAAUCUUUCAUAUGAAUUGAUCAUUUCUCACUUCAAUAUCCUACUAACUGCUGCUAGGAGAAGGGGGAUUUGGAGGUGGGGGGUUAGAUUGCUUAACAAAAUGCAAGAUAAAGGUCUAAGGCCGGGGAGUAGGGAGUGGAAUGCGGUCCUUGUCGCCUGCUCAAAAGCAUCAGAAACAAACGCCGCUGUAGAGAUAUUUAAAAGAAUGGUGGAGCAAGGAGAGAAGCCCACUGUACUCUCUUAUGGUGCUUUACUUAGCGCUCUCGAGAAAGGGAAGCUCUAUGAAGAAGCACUUGCGGUAUGGGAGCAUAUGUGUAAGGUGGAUGUUAAGCCCAACUUACAUGCCUACACAAUCUUGGCCUCGAUCUUUAUAGGAAAAGGAGAUAUUGAGAUGGUGGAUUCGAUUAUCCGUGAAAUGUUAUUGGCAGGGAUCGAACCAACCGUCGUUACCUUCAAUGCAAUAAUCAGCGGAUGUGCUAAGAAUAAUAUGGGGAGCGCGGCAUUUGAGUGGUUUCACAGAAUGAAAGUGCGGAACAUAAAACCAAACAGAAUUACGUACGAGAUGUUGAUUGAAACUCUCGCGAAGGAUGGUAAGCCAAGGCUUGCAUAUGAGAUGUACUUAAGAGCUUGCAAUGAGGGAUUGAAUCUUUCUUCGAGAUCAUACGAUGCUGUAGUAGCGGCGUGCCAAGCUUACAGUAUCAGCAUAGAUCGAAAUGCUAUGGGUCCGCGGCCGGUCGACAAGAGGAAGAACAUCAUGAUAAGGAAGAACAUGUCGGAUUUCUGCAACUUCGCCGAUCUUCCGAGGAGAGUAAAACCUUUCGAUGAGACGGAAAUCUACAGCACAUAUGUGCAGGAAAGAUAGUAAACUAAAUUGUACUGUUGUAUGUAUAUCACAAACCUCAAAUUGUAAUUGCUAUUAUUAUUAUUAUAUUUACAAUUCUAAGUGGAAAUCCAUUCUCUAAGUUCCUCUA
This is a messenger RNA of Ananas comosus (pineapple), 2737 nucleotides long. RefSeq names its product pentatricopeptide repeat-containing protein At3g46610-like. Gene Ontology annotation, molecular function: protein binding. The transcript has a single exon. Bases 367 to 2628 code for a protein of 753 amino acids. NCBI's taxonomy places the organism in Eukaryota, Viridiplantae, Streptophyta, Magnoliopsida, Poales, Bromeliaceae. The record is from RefSeq and is a predicted model, not a curated record.